GACAAAAUGAAAAACAUCACUUUAGCAUUUCCCAAUACAGGUCUCCUUCCCUUCAAGAUACCACCAUGAGCUCCAGCCACACCCAGAAGAACCGAGGGGACUCCACUCCGCUGCCUCCAAUCAACGAGCGCCUGGCUUUCCUGCGGCCGUCCAGAGAGCUGUUAGAGUAUUACCGCAAGAAGAUCGCUGAGUUUGAUGAGGAACACGAGGAUCUGGUAAAGCAACUGGAGCAAUACAAAGCUACCUUUGAGGAGCAGAAGCUGUGCCCCCCCACUAUGGAAAGCAGAGGAACCUCAAGCUGCAGAAUCCAUCACUUCACAGUGGAACAAGGAAAGGGAGGGGUUGGGCCAUAUUGUGAGCCUAAGGGGGGGGUAAAGUCCCUGUGAGCAGAAACAGAAUAUCAUGGUUUCCUUUCAGUCUGUGGAAUCAGGUAUGGCAGUUUAGAUGUUUU
Messenger RNA from Xenopus tropicalis (tropical clawed frog), 451 nucleotides. RefSeq names its product coiled-coil domain-containing protein 77-like. NCBI's taxonomy places the organism in Eukaryota, Metazoa, Chordata, Amphibia, Anura, Pipidae. The record is from RefSeq and is a predicted model, not a curated record. The transcript has 3 exons. Bases 66 to 386 code for a protein of 106 amino acids.